CAACGCACACAACGCUCUCGAAAAAACUCAUAAUACAACUUCCUCUUUUUGAGCCCAGAAAAGCAGACGAGAAAGAAUCGCCAAACCCCACACUUCUUUACCCCAACCAAUCGUUAUUCCCCAGCCCUAAUUUUCCCGAGGAAAUCCCAGUAAGAAAAUCCCAGAACCAACUAAAGAAAACAACAAUACUUUCUUCUUUUUUUUUUUUUUUCAAUUUCCUUAUGUGAUGCAUCAGAAGAAAUCAGAAGCUCAGAUCGGAAAAGAAAGCAGCGGCGUCUCUUCCGAUUUCAACCCAGCCCCUCCACUUUUCUUCCAUUCUCAUCAUCAACAUCAUCAUCAUUAUCCUCGCAAUCCGUCUUCUUCUUUGUCUCAUUCCUCAAUCUCAAUUCAAUCCGUUACGAACGACGAUAUCAACGCUCAGUUUCACCCCAAAAUUCAGUUACCGCCAUAUCCAUCUCAAGGUCUUGCUCCUAAUGAUCUAACGAUCCCUCCCACGACGCCGUAUAAGCGUCCCCUUCUGACCCACAACGCUUCUUCUCUCUCUAAAUCGCCGACUCUUUACAAGUUCCCCACUGCCAAGCAGAACCCAUCUCUCAAUUCCCUCUCUUUCUCCGCCAAGACCGCCGCUUUCCGCCUCGUUCGCCGCCUCAACCGCCUCCGCCGGCUCGUGAUUCUUCUCUCUCUGCCUUUCUUUUAUUUCCUCGUCUCCCAUCCCAGCCACUCUUUCUUGCUUGAUUUUCUAUCCGCUUUCGCCUUCUCUGCUGCUCUCCUGUUCUCGCUCAAUCUUGCGCUCCCUCGCCUUCCGUCGAUUCGAUUGUUCCUCUCGCGGUCUCUCCCGCUAAAACUCAAGUCCAGACCGCCUUUGCCGGUGUUUUGGUCAAUUGGUUCUCGGCCGAAAUCGGAUAAGAGAGUGAAUUCCGGUUGCUGGGUUCAGGUAUACCGAAACGGCGACAUUUACGAGGGUGAAUUCCAUAAGGGAAAGUGCUCUGGGAGCGGAGUGUAUUAUUAUAACAUGAGCGGGAGAUACGAAGGGGAUUGGGUUGACGGGAAGUAUGAUGGCUAUGGGGUUGAGACUUGGGCUCGAGGGAGCCGUUACCGAGGCCAGUAUAGGCAGGGACUGAGGCACGGAUUCGGGGUUUAUAGAUUUUAUACCGGUGAUGUUUAUGCCGGGGAAUGGUCUAAUGGGCAGAGUCAUGGGUGUGGUGUUCAUACAUGUGAGGAUGGGAGCCGUUAUGUUGGCGAAUUCAAGUGGGGCGUUAAGCAUGGGCUUGGUCACUACCAUUUCAGAAAUGGGGAUACAUAUGCUGGAGAGUAUUUUGCUGACAAGAUGCAUGGCUUUGGAGUUUAUCAAUUUGCCCAUGGUCACCGUUAUGAGGGAGCCUGGCAUGAGGGUAGAAGACAAGGCCUUGGGAUGUACACAUUCAGAAAUGGCGAAACACAAUCUGGCCACUGGCAAAAUGGAGUGCUUGAUAUUCCAAGCACACAAAAUACAACUCACCCUGUUUCUCCCGUUGCUGUUUAUCAUUCCAAAGUACUCAAUGCAGUCCAGGAAGCAAGAAGAGCAGCUGAGAAAGCUUAUGAUGUGGCCAAGGUUGACGAAAGGGUGAGCCGGGCUGUGGCAGCUGCGAACAGGGCAGCAAAUGCAGCUAGAGUAGCAGCAGUUAAAGCUGUCCAGAAACAAAUGCAUCAUAGUAAUGAAAGCACUCCUAUUCCCGUCAUGUGAGAACCCCAACAGAGUAACAGCAACUCUCGACUAGUAAAAAAAAUCCAUCACGUGGUAACAUUAAGAUUCCGGCUUCUGCGGUUUCUUUUUCCGAGUAGCUUCAGCUUCAUGUUCUGUCCUCAGCAUCUCGCUUUGAGAGGAUAAAAUUUGAGUGCCUCUCCGACUCGUUUGCAGUGAGCACGGAAAUAGUAAUCUGAAGAGGUGUAACAAAGCCCAUCUAUAUUGCCUUUAGAAAAAUCUUAUGUAUACAGUCAAAAUAUAUAGAGCGAAAAUGGCAGCCUCUACAAGUUCAUAGGGAGAGGGAUGGCGAUCAUGGCAUCCUUUUUUUUAUUAUUUUUUCUUUUCUUCAAGUGUCACUAAUUUUGCUUUUCAAUAUUUUGGUUCAUUUUUGUAAAGAUGAGUUAGAUGUAAUGUGAGGGAGCUGGCGCCUAGGUUAAGUCUGGAGUCAGCCACUGUUAUAUGUGAAAUUGUUGCCAUUUUAACCAGUACUGUUAUAUCCCAAAGAGAGUUAUGAAAUAAUAACAAUGGUAUAUAACCAAAGAGCAUUUGGUUAACUGUUCA
This is a messenger RNA of Humulus lupulus (European hop), 2284 nucleotides long. RefSeq lists its product as uncharacterized. Bases 227 to 1723 code for a protein of 498 amino acids. The record is from RefSeq and is a predicted model, not a curated record. NCBI's taxonomy places the organism in Eukaryota, Viridiplantae, Streptophyta, Magnoliopsida, Rosales, Cannabaceae. The transcript is spliced from 3 exons.